AAUAAUGUUUGUGUCAUGUAUCCUGUCCUACAGGUCUAUGCAAUAUUAGUUAGUCACCCUCCUGCUCCCAACGAUCACCUAACACCAACACCCGUAUCAUACACAGCUGGCUUCUACAGGAUCCCUGUCAUUGGUCUGACAACACGCAUGUCUAUAUAUUCUGAUAAGAGCAUCCACCUGUCCUUUUUGCGCACAGUCCCACCAUACUCUCACCAGGCCAACGUCUGGUUUGAGAUGAUGAGAGUCUUCAACUGGAAUCACGUUAUCCUGAUAGUCAGUGACGACCACGAAGGUCGUGCUGCACAGAAGAAGCUGGAGACCCUCUUGGAGGAGAGAGAGUCCAAGAGUAAAAAAAGGAACUAUGAAAACCUCGACCAACUUUCCUAUGACAACAAGCGAGGACCCAAGGCUGAGAAAGUGCUUCAGUUUGACCCUGGAACCAAAAACGUGACAUCACUGCUGCUGGAGGCUAAGGAGCUGGAGGCGCGCGUCAUCAUCCUUUCUGCCAGUGAGGAUGAUGCGGCCACGGUGUACAGAUCAGCAGCUAUGCUCAAUAUGACAGGCUCCGGCUACGUGUGGCUGGUGGGGGAACGGGAGAUAUCGGGCAAUGCCCUGCGUUACGCCCCUGAUGGUGUGAUCGGUUUGCAGCUCAUCAAUGGGAAGAAUGAGUCAGCCCACAUCAGUGACGCUGUUGCGGUGGUGGCCCAGGCUGUGCAUGACUUGUUUGAGAAGGAGAAUAUCACAGACCCACCACGGGGCUGUGUGGGCAACACCAACAUCUGGAAGACAGGACCCCUUUUCAAGAGGGUGUUGAUGUCCUCCAAGUACUCAGAGGGUGUCACUGGACGGGUAGAGUUCAACGAGGAUGGGGACAGGAAGUUUGCCAACUACAGCAUCAUGAACCUGCAGAAUCGGAAACUGGUUCAAGUUGGGAUUUACAACGGCAGCCAUGUCUUGACCAACGACCGGAAGAUUAUCUGGCCAGGAGGAGAAACUGAGAAACCUCAAGGCUAUCAGAUGUCGACCAAGUUGAAGAUUGUGACAAUCCACCAAGAGCCCUUUGUAUAUGUGAAGCCCACGCAAGCAGAUGGGACAUGCAGGGAGGAAUUCACCAUCAAUGGAGAUCCUGUGAAAAAGGUCUUUUGCACUGGACCCAACGAGACCAUCCCAGAAGUGAGAACCCUGAAGUACACCAGCACCUGCUGCACUGGUACUAACACCAGUUUCACACCAUUUUAUAAUGGCCGCCCCACCGUGGCACUGUGCUGCUACGGCUUCUGCAUCGACCUGCUCAUCCGACUGGCAGGGGUGAUGAACUUCACCUAUGAGGUUCACCUGGUGGCUGAUGGUAAAUUUGGUACACAAGAGCGGGUUAACAACAGCAACAAGAAGGAGUGGAACGGGAUGAUGGGGGAGCUGCUGAGCGGCCAAGCAGACAUGAUUGUGGCUCCUCUCACCAUCAACAACGAGCGGGCACAGUACAUUGAGUUCUCCAAGCCCUUCAAGUACCAGGGCCUCACCAUCCUUGUGAAGAAGGAAAUCCCUCGCAGCACCUUGGACUCAUUCAUGCAGCCUUUCCAGAGCACACUUUGGCUGCUGGUGGGGCUGUCUGUGCACGUGGUGGCAGUGAUGUUGUACCUCUUAGACCGCUUCAGUCCAUUUGGCCGGUUCAAAGUAAACAGCGAGGAGGAGGAGGAAGAUGCCCUGACCCUCUCCUCAGCCAUGUGGUUCUCCUGGGGAGUCCUGCUGAACUCUGGCAUCGGAGAAGGUGCUCCCCGGAGUUUCUCUGCCCGUAUUCUUGGCAUGGUGUGGGCUGGCUUUGCUAUGAUCAUUGUGGCUUCAUACACUGCCAACCUGGCAGCCUUCCUGGUGUUAGACCGGCCUGAGGAGAGAAUUACGGGCAUUAAUGACCCCAGGCUGCGCAACCCCUCUGAUAAGUUCAUCUACGCCACAGUGAAGCAGAGCUCAGUGGACAUCUACUUCCGACGGCAGGUGGAGCUGAGCACCAUGUACCGGCAUAUGGAGAAGCACAACUAUGAGAGCGCUGCCGAAGCCAUCCAGGCAGUGAGGGACAACAAGCUCCACGCCUUCAUCUGGGACUCGGCGGUGCUGGAGUUCGAAGCCUCCCAGAAGUGUGACCUGGUGACAACGGGGGAGCUUUUCUUUCGUUCCGGCUUUGGGAUUGGGAUGCGCAAGGACAGUCCGUGGAAGCAGAACGUCUCCCUGGCCAUCCUCAAGUCCCACGAGAACGGCUUCAUGGAGGAUUUGGACAAGACUUGGGUGAGGUAUCAGGAGUGUGAUUCCCGUAGCAAUGCCCCAGCAACACUCACCUUUGAAAAUAUGGCAGGUGUGUUUAUGCUGGUGGCUGGAGGUAUUGUUGCCGGGAUAUUUUUAAUAUUCAUAGAAAUAGCUUACAAAAGGCAUAAGGACGCGCGGAGGAAGCAGAUGCAGCUGGCGUUUGCGGCCGUUAAUGUGUGGAGGAAAAACCUGCAGAGAGAACUGAGAAGGAGGAGCAAAUGUAUCCCCGAGCAUGCUCUACGCACCAGCGGGAUACAUUUUGGUUACCCCCGUGCGGUAGCAGAGCCAGACCUGGUCACUCCGUCCCCCGUCGGAAAGGUCACACUCAUUGGCACGAAAGCAAUUGGGGAGGAAUCGUUCUCAGCACCCGCCGCAGAGCGCGGCCGGUCCCCACGGCUCGCUGCCCCCGCACCAUGGCGGCUGGUGCUCCCAGCCUGCGCUAACCAGCAAUAUCAUCCCACCGACAUCACCGGCCAGCUCAACCUCUCCGACCCCUCAGUCAGCACUGUGGUGUGACCUUCUCCCCGAGGGCCAUCAGUCCUUGCCCAACACAGUAGGAAGGCACAGCCAGGACUGCCUUUCAAGGGACACUGAUGGGUUCUUCUGGGUGAGAUGGGAGGAAAGCAUCCUUCAUCCAUACACAGUGACUUCAUUGUAUAUCUCCCUCCCUUCCUAGGCCUGCUGCCAUGCUUGUGCCCCAGAACGCACGGCAGAACCAGGACACGGUUUGGAAUUCACUGUACAGAGAUAAUUGCUUCCAACCAGUGCUGUUGAUAAUCAGUAUUGCCACUGAUUGGCUACAUGCAAGGGGAAAGGACUUUGAAAGGCACAGGGUGUCUGCUCUCCCACAGCAGCAGGGAAGAACUGGUGUCAGACUACAAACAUGUGCUUCACUUUGCAGGCUUCAGGCUUCUCGGCACACACACAGCCCCCGAGACAUGUGUUCCAUGUCUCCCACCACCCCGGAGGGCUCCAAUGUGAUGUGGUCAUGGUCCUGAGUGGCUGGAGGAGCCGUUGCAGUUUGACAGGUUGGGCACAUGUUCCUGGUGUGCUGAGUGACCCCCGCCUCUGCAGCAGGGGCUGAAAGAUGUGAGUUCUUCUCCUUGCAGAGGAUGAACCCCCUGUUCCUCCCUCCCAUCAGCCCGUGGCUAUGUCCUGGCUCCUAUACGUGGUCUGUUUGCAGCAGGAUGCUCCCAGCCCUGCAGCCCACCCUCCUGUCCUCACUGUGGUACUCUGGAGCCACCAAGAUCCUGGCUACCCACCUCUCCUGCACAGAAGACAUCCCCAGGACAUGGCCAUGACCAGCAUGUAGCUCUUACACCAUGACUUUCCUGGCCAGGAACAUCUCCAUGGGGAAUGGCUCUGGAUGGUUGCAUGGACUUUUAGCCAAGCUCCACACUGCCUCAGCACCAGCAAUGCAAGGAGAGAUGCUGCUGGCCGGACGUGGAUUGCUGUGUGCUGUGGUGUCUGCAGCAGCCACUUAGCUUGCCUGCAGUACCAGGGCACCACAGCAGGCACUGGCAGAUUCCCUGCCACACUCACCUGCAGUUCAAGAUUGCCAGUAGCUCCUGCAGCAUCCCUGAAGACCCAGCUCAUGUGGCUGCAUCUGUCUGAACCUGGAGAUGUGGAAAUCGCAUCCCAGCCUGGGAGAAGGGAACUAAACAAGACAGGCUGAGCUGUUCCUCCCCACACCUUCCUCCACUCAAGGAUACGUUCCCAUGUGCCAGCAUCCCUGCACACCCUCUCCAUGGGCUCUGUGAGUGAGUGCAGAGACACCAGAGUUGGGGAAGUAUCUGGCACCAGCCAGGCUGGUGAUGAGCAGCUACGGCAAAUGCACGGGCAAUAUCACAUCCCGCCUCCUGCGAAGGCGGAAAACCCACCUGCAACGUGGUACCAAGUCCCAGCAGCAUGAACUGCCUUCUCCUUGUCCCCACUGAGCAGAUGGGGCUUCUCCCUGAGGGUCAGCAGACUUUGCAGGCAGGAUUUUCAGACGGCAGCUGAGGUCUGUGAGCAUCGUCCCACUGGCUGCAGUGGCUCCAUCAAGUUCAUCUUGCUCCAGCUGAGAAAUUGGACCCAUUCUACUUUAUACGUCAAUGUAACAUUAAUACCAAGUUUUUGCAAGAGCUCAGUAAAGUCUAGACUGGAUCAUGAAAUGGUUUA
Messenger RNA from Athene cunicularia (burrowing owl), 4458 nucleotides. It is a transcript of the gene GRIN1, whose product is annotated as glutamate ionotropic receptor NMDA type subunit 1. Gene Ontology annotation, molecular function: NMDA glutamate receptor activity. Gene Ontology annotation, cellular component: plasma membrane; neuron projection; synapse. The coding region runs from base 16 to 2814 and encodes 932 amino acids. Gene Ontology annotation, biological process: regulation of membrane potential; monoatomic ion transport; chemical synaptic transmission. The transcript is spliced from 21 exons. NCBI's taxonomy places the organism in Eukaryota, Metazoa, Chordata, Aves, Strigiformes, Strigidae. The record is from RefSeq and is a predicted model, not a curated record.